AUGAGGGCGACCAGUCUACUGCGGUUGCUCUUGAUCUGCUUCUACCUCCUUUUGGUCCACACCUUCGGCGCCUCCGGUGUUGGUGACAAGCUCGAGAAGGGCCAGAACCUCACCGACGGCGACACGCUCGUCUCGGCCGGCGGCUCCUUCACCCUCGGCUUCUUCUCUCCCGGGGUGUCCACCAAGAGGUACCUCGGCGUAUGGUUCUCCGUGUCCAACGCCACCAUCGCCUGCUGGGUUGCCAACCGCGAGCAGCCUAUGGUCGACAAGUCCGGCAUGCUGGUGUUCAACGACCUCGGCAGCCUUGUUCUGCUCGAUGGCUCCCGCCGGACGGUCUGGUCUUCAGACUUCUCCGGCGGCGCUUCUGCGGUGGUGGCGCAGCUUCUCGUGUCCGGCAACCUGGUCGUACACAAUGGCAGCAGCGACGCCUCCCUGUGGCAGUCGUUCGACCAUCCGUCGGACACCUUGCUGCCUGACAUGAAGCUCGGCAAGAACCGCUGGACCGGAGCCGAGUGGCAGCUCACGUCGUGGCGCUCGGCCGACGACCCGGCUCCGGGGGACUACCGCCGCACGCUGGAAACCAAGGGGUUACCGGAGCUCGUCGUGUGGCGUGGCAACGUCAAGGCGUACCGCACGGGGCCGUGGAACGGGCUCUACUUCAACGGCGUCCCGGAGGUGUCGGUGUACGCGGCCAAGUACCCUCUGCGGGCGACGACGAGCCCGUGGGAGGUCACCUACGGGUACACCGCCGCGCCCGGCGCGCCGCUGACCCGCGUCGUGGUGAACCACACCGGCAAGGCGGAGCGGUGGGAGUGGGACGCGAGGAGCUGGGCGUGGACUCGCAUAUUCCAGGGGCCGAGGGACCCCUGCGACGAGUAUGGGAGAUGCGGGCCGUUCGGCCUCUGCGACCCCGAGGCGGCAUCGUCGGGGUUCUGCGGCUGCGUCGAGGGGUUCAGCUUCAGCAGCCCUCCCGCCACGACCCUGCCGGCGCAGGAGGUGAAGGGUACCACCUGCCGAAGACACGCAGCGCUGGACUGUGCCGGCGGGACUACGACGGACGGCUUCGCGGUGGUGCGGGGGGUGAAGCUUCCCGACACGCAGAACGCGUCGGUGGACAUGGGCGUCACGCUGGAGGAGUGCAGGGCGAGGUGCUUCGCCAACUGCUCGUGCUUGGCCUACGCCGCCGCCGACAUCAGGGGAGGCGGCGAUGGUUCCGGCUGCGUCAUGUGGACGGAUGCCAUCGUUGAUCUACGUCUCGUGGACAUGGGGCAGAAUCUCUACCUGAGGUUGUCAAAAUCAGAACUUGAUGACCAUAAAAAGUUCCCUGUUCUACUCGUUUCCAUACCUUUAGCUUCGAUUGUUAUUAUUAUACUGGUCGUCUUUGCGAUUUGGUGGAGAAGGAAGCGCACAAUCAUAGGUGCUAUUCCUCAGAGCCAUGCCAUGGCCGUUCCCUUAGUUAGUCUAGCUAUUAUAAAGGAUGUCACUGGAAAUUUCUGCGAAAGCAAUAUGAUCGGCCAGGGUGGAUUUAGCAUCGUUUACAAGGGGCAGCUGCCUGAAGGAAGAACAAUUGCUGUCAAGAGGCUUAAGCAGUCGGUGCUCACUACAAAAGGCAAGAAAGAUUUUGCAAGAGAAGUGGAGGUGAUGGCUGGGCUCCGGCAUGGUAGUCUUGUCCGUCUCCUUGCUUACUGCAAUGAAGGCAAGGAGCGGAUACUCAUCUACGAAUACAUGCAGAACAAGAGCCUAAACGUCCACAUAUUCGGUAAUCGGUACUCGCGCAAUGUCAACCUUCGUGCCUCACUGAACUGGGCAAGGAGACUGGAAUUAAUUCGAGGGAUUGCGCAUGGCAUUGCAUACCUACACGGAGGAUCUGGUGACAAUGUUAUCCAUAGGGAUCUUAAGCCGGGCAACAUUCUGCUAGACGACGAAUGGAAGCCUAAAAUUGCUGACUUUGGAACUGCCAAGCUGUUCGCAGUGGAUCAGACCGGGCCUGAUCAAACAAUUGUAGUUUCACCGGGGUAUGCAGCGCCGGAGUAUGCGCGGCAAGGGAACAUGACACUUAAGUGUGACGUCUAUAGUUUCGGAGUUAUUCUCUUGGAGACACUCAGUGGGCGAAGGAACGGUGGCAUGCAGGGCCUCCUUUCGCAUGCCUGGGGAUUGUUGGAGACAAACAUGAUCGCGGAACUUCUGGACACAACAAUGGUACCACUAUCCGAGUCCGAGCCUGAGCUCUUGUCCGAGCUGACACGAUGUAUCCAGAUUGGGCUCCUCUGCGUCCAGGAAACUCCUUGUGAUAGGCCGACCAUCUCCAUCGUUGUUGCCAUGUUGAUGAGCACGACGUCGCAAAUCGACCGGCCAAGAAGAAUGCGACCGUUGGAUUGCGAAGGAUUCAUGCCUUUAGAUUCGUCACAUGGGCUCGAGACGGAACUCUUGAGAUCAACUACGAUUGAUUUGACGUAG
Triticum turgidum subsp. durum (durum wheat) is the source of this 2457-nucleotide messenger RNA. The record is from the annotation of a GenBank genome assembly. Lineage: Eukaryota; Viridiplantae; Streptophyta; Magnoliopsida; Poales; Poaceae.